UGUGCGCUUCCAUCGGCCGUCUCUCUCUCUCUCUCUCUCUCUCUCUCUCUCUUUUCUCUCCAAUUCUUUUGCUUGAAAUUGUACCCACAUGGCUCCUAACAAAUAGGGUUUCCCUGCCUUGUCUACAACUAGGAAACUACUUUACAACCAGCUUCUUCUCUUAAUUUUACUCUUAUGUGAGCACUUCUCUUUUUUCUUUUUCUCUUUCGUUGAAGUUUCUGGUUAUCAUCAUCAGAAUCUUCUUCUUCUUCUUCUUCUUCUUCUUCUGUUUAGUCUCUGAUGAUCUUUCUCUACUGGGUUUAUCUUUUUUAACCCUUUGCUCCAUCAGGGUUUUUGAGUUUUUUUGCUUCCAUCUCAGUUCAUCUUUGUUUCUAGCUAUGGGGUUUUGGCCCUUUUUGUAUUUGCCAUGGCUUUUUAUUCUGAGAAAUUUUUGGCUUAUAUUUGUAUAGAAAAUCCAAGUUUAUUGUUUUAGAAAGAGUGAACUUUGACCAGGGACAACUCUUUUUUCAUGUUUGUUUUAUAUUAUUAAUCAAACUUAUAUAUAUAUAUAUAUAUGUUUUUUUUUUAUCCUCGUAGCUUAGGUAAAAGAUUGCAGGUGUUGGGAUUUGAAUCUUAUUAGAUCGUCCGACGAAUACAUAAAUCAACUGCUCUAAAACUCGGAUUCUAAUCAAGCUUGAUUUUAUUUAAGGUUUCCCUGUGACCGUUGUGACUUUGGGUCCAAAGGAAAGGAGAUCUCAACAAGUCACGGAAAUAGUUGAAUAAUUGAAAUAUAGUUAGUUGCAAGGGGGGACGACACUGCUGGGAUCACUUUGAGAGGGUAUGGCCAUGCAAACUCUGUAUCUUAAAGAACAUGAUGGGAUUGUACAUAAUCCCCUGGGGCAGUUGGAUUCAGUACCAUCACUGCCUUGGUGGAGUGGCUUAGGAUCUCAAUCCGUUUAUGGGGAGUCUUGUGGCCAAUUGAAGCCUUUGUUGAUGGAACAUCCCUCCGGUGGAGACCAAGUCACUUCCACUAAACAAGCUGACAGGGGUACUGAACAAGAACUGAAUAAAGGAAAUCCUGCUCGGUUCACUAUAUUCCCUGGUGAUUGCAAAAAUUCAGGGGAUGGACAUAAACCUCAUGCAGUCAUCUCUCUGCAAUCUGCUCCUUCAGAACAUCGUGCUCGCUUUGAACUAGGAUUUGGUCAACCCACGGUCUGUGCAAAAUAUCCUUACAUGGAUCAAUGCUAUGGAGUUUUCUCGACAUAUGGACCUCAAAUUUCGGGUCGUGUAAUGCUUCCAUUGAACUUGGCAACAGAGGACGGACCAAUAUAUGUAAAUGCCAAGCAGUACAAUGGAAUCAUAAGGCGUCGGCAAUCCCGUGCAAAGGCUGUACUUGAGAAUAAAAUCACUAAAGCUCGGAAGAAACAUUUAGGUUCUGCUUUUGUUCCACAGCCAUAUAUGCACUAUUCUCGCCAUCUGCAUGCAAUGCGCCGGCCAAGGGGAUGUGGUGGGCGUUUCUUGAAUACAAAGGUUUCAAACAGUGACAAAGAUGGAAUUGGAAUGAAGAAAGCUGCUCAAGGACUACUUUCUCACCCUACAGGUUCACCAAAUUCUGAAGGUCUGCAAUCUGACAGCGGAACCUUGAACUCAUCCAAGGAAGCCAAUGCAGGAGGCUCAACUCUUUCAGGGUCAGAGGUCACCAGCAUGUAUUCCAGGGUAGAUCUUGAGCACUUCCCAAUCAAUCAGCUUGGACUCUCUGUCCACUCUCUCCCACGGAUGAUGGACAAUGGGCGUGGCACUGUUAUGCCCAACAAGUGGGUUGCAACAGCAGAUAACUGUUGCAACCUGAAAGUUUGAUACCAAGGGGAUUAGUGGGAUUGGUGCUAAGUUGUUGCACCUACCCACUUUCCCUUAAGCAACCAAGGUUUGCAACAAGUUUUGGUUGCUAGGCAAAUCAUUCUUGGCUCAUCUCAAUUUAAGUUUGGUUAUGUGUUUGUAUUCCUAAAAUACGUAGAAUUGUGUUGUUCUUAAACCGUGUUAUCUACAUGUUUGUUAUGCCUGGAAAUAAUGUAUUGUAGAAUAUUAUGCUUGUGUUUUAAUUUGUAUUUUCCUGUUUUAUUAUCCAAUUCCUGAUCUGCUGCGGCAGCUAGGGCUAUGUGUUUUUUUCUAUUUUACAGAUGUGUAAACACGUUUGCGAAUAACUGACUCUUUUCCCGAAACCUUGGCGUAGUGGUCACG
Durio zibethinus is the source of this 2217-nucleotide messenger RNA. Its product is annotated as nuclear transcription factor Y subunit A-10-like. Gene Ontology annotation, molecular function: DNA-binding transcription factor activity. Lineage: Eukaryota; Viridiplantae; Streptophyta; Magnoliopsida; Malvales; Malvaceae. The record is from RefSeq and is a predicted model, not a curated record. Gene Ontology annotation, biological process: regulation of DNA-templated transcription.